AUGGUCAGCAGUCUACAGGAUGCUGGCAAUACUAAAAAUUUCUGGGCUUUAGAAAUGAUAGAUGCAAGCGCCAAACCCGGACCAUCCAUACUUAGAGGCAACUCCAAAUUUAUGGGCAACUACCAGCAAUGUGCAAAGAUCAGCCGCCAGGACCCUUCCUGGAUUCUUACAGAGAUACGCGGCCAUAUGUUGAAUAUAACCCAAGUUUACAUGAUGUGCCCAGCAGAUCUGGACAUCUCGGAAGACACUGCCGCCAUUGUUGCUAUAGUCAUCCUCUCAAUAUUUGGCCUCCUAGCGGUAGUCGGCACCUUCAUGGAUUUAUACGUGAGGUUUAAAAAAUCUGAUAAGACCCCUUAUGCUGUUAUGGAUAUAUCAGCUAAAAACGGUACUGUCAACUCCGGAUUUGAAACUCAAGAAACGAAACUAAACGGUAACCUGGAAAACAGCAACUCUCAAAUGACGGAACAAACCGCGAAAGUAACGAUCAACCCUUUGAGUGAACCUCAGUUGAUAACCCCCGGGCUGAAUGGGAAUCUUCAGACAAAUGGGGAAAUCGCAUGGACAACAAAGACGAGUUUGCCUGAUUUUAGGAACCACCACGUAAAUGGGUCGAUGAAAAAUGUUGACUCAACCCAGGGGAAAGGAGAAAACACCGGAACCCAACCAAAGAAAGUGGAUGAUACAGAUGGACUGCGUGUGUGGCAGAAAGCUCUUUUGGCGUUCUCUGUCCCGAGAAAUACUGGCAGGAUCCUGAGCACUCGAGCUGGGCACGGGAACAUCGGCUGUCUACAUGGCAUCCGGGUCCUGAGUCUGGCCUGGGUGAUCCUGGGACACGUCAUCAUGACGUUAGGGUUUGGCGGAACGUUUGUAAACACGCUGGACGUUUUUGCGCUGGAGACGACUCUACCAUUCCAGCUCAUUCUGAACGCUCCACUCGCGGUGGACACAUUCUUUUUCAUGAGCGGCUUUCUGACAGCCUACCUCUUCAUGAAGGAAUGUGGCCCCAAGAUGAUGGUGAAAGGCAAGACUAUGAUCCUCUAUUACGUGCACAGAUAUUGGCGGCUGACCCCACCAAUGAUGAUCUGGCUAAUGAUAGUGGCCACUCUUAUCCAAUAUAUCGGAGAGGGACGCCCGGCUUGGAAUGAUUACCAGACUGCUCAAUCCUGCCGGGACAAUUGGUGGGUGAACCUGCUCUACAUCAACAGCGUAUACCCCGACGCACUGGGGUGCAUUGGAGUUACCUGGUUCUUAUCCAACGACAUGAUGUACUAUAUCAUCGCCCCUCUCGUUCUCGUUCCCCUAGUGUACAGGCUGCGUGCGAUGGGCCUUCUCAUGGCGAUUUUGCUUAUUGGUAUCCAUCUGGGCUGUAACAUCUGGCUGAUCGUCAAGUACAACUUUGAUCUGAUACGACGUCAACCUGAAUAUUCAGACAAGCUGUACUUCAAACCGUACACUCGGGUUGCACCUUUCGCUAUUGGACUCAUCUUUGGUUAUAUACUUUACAAAGCGAAGGGCAAAGUGCAGAUGAACAAGGUCGUAGUGGUGCUGGGAUGGCUGGUGGCCAUUGGCCUCACGGCGACCAUCACCCUGGUGACCUAUGACGAGAACAACGACAUGGCGACUAUCAUGGAGGGCUGGCCAAUGGCGGGGCGUCUCAUUCACGAGACGUUCUCUCGUCCUGUCUGGGCCCUGAUCAUUGGCUGGAUCGUCUUGGCAUGCUCUUCAGGUUACGGAGGUUUCCUCCCUCUGUCCCGUCUCAGCUAUGGCGCCUACCUCGUCCAUUUGACAAUUAUCAACUUCGAAGUUCAAGCUCGCCAGGACAACACUAUUUUUACCAUAGACCUACUGAUCUACCACUACUUUGGUUUCUACGUGAUGUCGUACGCGGUGGGCUACCUCCUGUCUGUGUUCGUGGAGAUGCCUCUGUUGGGUCUGGAGAGAGCAGUCCUUAAACGUUAG
Aplysia californica (California sea hare) is the source of this 1959-nucleotide messenger RNA. Its product is annotated as nose resistant to fluoxetine protein 6-like. The record is from RefSeq and is a predicted model, not a curated record. NCBI's taxonomy places the organism in Eukaryota, Metazoa, Mollusca, Gastropoda, Aplysiida, Aplysiidae. The transcript is spliced from 14 exons. Gene Ontology annotation, molecular function: acyltransferase activity, transferring groups other than amino-acyl groups. Bases 1 to 1959 code for a protein of 652 amino acids.